Messenger RNA from Aspergillus wentii DTO 134E9, 1095 nucleotides. RefSeq names its product glutamine amidotransferase subunit DUG3. The transcript is spliced from 4 exons. NCBI's taxonomy places the organism in Eukaryota, Fungi, Ascomycota, Eurotiomycetes, Eurotiales, Aspergillaceae. The record is from RefSeq and is a predicted model, not a curated record. The coding region runs from base 1 to 1095 and encodes 364 amino acids.
AUGUGUCGUUUUCUAGUAUACAAAGGUCGAAAUGAUAUUCGCCUCAGUAAGCUCAUUACAGAGCCCAGUCAUUCAAUUCUGACCCAAUCUUAUGAUUCUCGCCUGAGAUUGGACAACCGCCGUCCUGUUAAUGGCGAUGGCUUUGGAGUUGGGUUCUACACGGACCCCAAACUAGGCCCAGAGCCAUGUAUCUUUACCUCUACCUUGCCAGCCUGGAACUGCGAGAACCUGGAGAGGCUGGCAUCGAAAACCUGCUCGAAUCUUAUCUUUGCGCACGUGCGAGCUACCACUGAGGGCGCACUGUCUGACACCAACUGCCACCCAUUCCAGCACCAGACAUUGAUGUGGAUGCACAAUGGCAAUAUCGGGGGUUGGCAAUACGUCAAGCGGAUGCUGGCCGAUUCCCUCGCGGACAAAUGGUACAUUGGUGUUAAAGGCGGAACUGACAGCGAAUGGGCAUUUGCAUUGUUCCUUGACUUAUUGGAAAAGGAAGGGGUGGAUCCCAGCUCUGAUCCAGGCCCAGAAGGCUUCGGUCAGGCUCUUUUGCGACGGGUGAUGAUGAAGACAAUCGCCAAAAUCAACGAAUUCAUUCGUGAAAUUCCCAACAGAUAUAAUGUUCACGGCGUGGAGACCCGCAGUCUGCUCAACUUUGCUGUUUCGGAUGGCCACACAGUAGUCUGCACUCGAUACAUCAGCAGCAAAACAGACGAGCCUGCCAGUCUGUACUUUUCAUCUGGUACCAAGUGGGUGGAAGGAAAGGACAAGGGCCACUUCAAGAUGGAGCGCCAUGAUAAAGGAGCCGAUAUUGUCUUGGUGGCGAGCGAACCCAUUACCUUUGAGAGACAUAACUGGGUCUCUGUCCCUACAAACUCUGUCCUCACUAUACACAAACAGACCGUCCUUUUACAUCCCAUUUUGGACGAGUUUUACGGCGAGAAUAUGAACCAGGACCGUUCUUCGUGCUUUGCUGUAUCCAAGGGUCUUGUCAGCACCGCACCUGGAACGACCGUACAACCGCAGAACGCAGAUGGCACUCCUGAUAUUGCGCACUUGCAACAACCGCCGGCUCCCAGCCCAUGCGCAGUAUCAACCUGA